This is a messenger RNA of Zophobas morio, 543 nucleotides long. Its product is annotated as zinc finger BED domain-containing protein 5-like. The record is from RefSeq and is a predicted model, not a curated record. The transcript has a single exon. NCBI's taxonomy places the organism in Eukaryota, Metazoa, Arthropoda, Insecta, Coleoptera, Tenebrionidae. Bases 1 to 543 code for a protein of 180 amino acids.
AUGUUGGAUACUAGUGAUAAAGUUACUGCUUUCUGUAGAAAAUUGGAAUUGUGGAACAGAAAUGUAAAGCAAAAAACAACUCAUAUGAAAGUUGUUUUUGUAACCAUUGAAAAUCAUCUAGCCAUGCUGGCAAAGAAUUUUACAAAGUAUUUUUUUGCUGAUGAGAAUUUGCUAGCAGGUUGCGAGUGGGUUGGGGAUCCAUUUCAAAACACUCCUGACGGCCUUUCAACUGCUGUAGAAGAAAUGUUCAUAGGCUUCCCGGCAAGCGGCGAAAUCAAAAGACAAUUUAGUAACAAACCACUCUUUGAAUUUUGGGCAAGCUUGGAUAAUGAGUUCUCUGCGCUGAAAACAAGAGCGCUACGUAUACUAUUACCAUUUUCAACAUCGUACCUUUGUGAAACCGGAUUUUCUACGAUGGCUGCAUUGAAGACAAAAUAUAGAUCUUGGUUGAAUGUAGAGAAAGAACUUGGAGUGUCAAUUUCUCAAAUUAAACCGCGUUUCGAAAAGCUUUGUGCGGCUAAACAGGCUCAAGGGAGUCACUAA